Sitophilus oryzae (rice weevil) is the source of this 1681-nucleotide messenger RNA. RefSeq names its product vegetative cell wall protein gp1-like. Gene Ontology annotation, cellular component: extracellular matrix. The transcript has 6 exons. The record is from RefSeq and is a predicted model, not a curated record. NCBI's taxonomy places the organism in Eukaryota, Metazoa, Arthropoda, Insecta, Coleoptera, Curculionidae. Bases 1 to 1254 code for a protein of 417 amino acids.
AUGACCACAGACAGUAGAGAUGGUAUGACGGACAGGGUAGUCACAUCCGGCAUCGUUAUGAAUGGCAAGGGAGAAGACAUUGAGAUGCUCUUUAGACCCACCCAAAAUGAUUGUAUUUCUUUGCAGGUUCCGGCAGUAUUUUGCUGCCUGGUAGCAGUAACAUACGCCGCUAUAGCACCUGGUCAGAAUGCCUACUUGCCACCCAAAGAAGGUUACAACUAUCCCCGUCCUCCUGGUCCCAGUUUCCCACCACCUAGACAACCAACGCCCCCUAUCCAACGACCCUCUCCACCUAGACCAACUUACGGACCUCCCGCACCGGCUCCCACACGUCCUCCACAAGCUACAGUACCUCCACCGUACCGACCUUCUCCUAGUCCGUUUAGACCUUCGGCUCCGGUGACGCCUUUCAAGCCUACACCCGCACCUCCUCAACCUUCAACACCGUCUUAUUUACCUCCAUCACCACCGAGUCAGCCUCCAUAUAGACCACCAUCGCAAACGCCCCCACCGUAUAGACCUCCACCAACGUCACCUCCGUUUAGACCUACCGGACCUCCAGUUACGUCACCACCUUACAGACCUCCGUCCACACAGCCACCAGGUUACCUUCCCCCACAAAUUCCUUCCAUUCGUCCCCCAAGUCCUCCACCCUACCGUCCACCUCCCAGCCAACCACCUUCCUACAGACCACCAUCACCUCCACCUUUCAGACCUUCUCCGCAACCCCCUCGACCACCACCAUCUUAUGUUCCUCCAACAAGCAGACCAUCGCUACCUCCACAACGACCAUCGUAUAGGCCUCCUAGUCCUGCACCACCAAGACCGACUUAUGGAACACCAUCACCUCCAGGACCACGACCAAACGUACCGCCAUCUGAAGGCCAACCGUUCCAAACAUAUGGCGAAAAUGACCAUCUUCUAGUUCCACACAGUCCCGGAAAUCCUUUCGAUUUCAACUAUGCAGUGAAAGACGAGUAUGGCAACGACUAUUCUCACAAUGCCAUCAAUGACGGCGAUACCACCAACGGAGAAUAUAGAGUACAGUUGCCAGAUGGAAGAACCCAAGUUGUCAAAUAUGUAGCAAAUUGGGCCAGCGGAUUUAAAGCUAAGAUAAGUUAUGAAGGUCAGCCUACGUAUAGACCUCAACCUAUACCCACCGGACCUCAAAGACCUACUGGGCCUACUGGACCAACUGGACCUGCCAGACCACCUGGACAACAAUAUACACCAAGCGGAGGCUAUAAAUAUUAAGCGAAAUACAAAUUAAGUUUAAAUUAAAUAAAGACAACUGCAGAAUGUAUUAACGUUAAGUGAGGAAAGAAAAGAAUGAAAAAAAAGUUCCAUUUAUAAUAAUUUUGAAGUGAGAAAAAUAAGUAUUGUUUAAUUUUAGAAACGAUAAAUAUAGAAAAAAAAUGACGUCAGGGAUGGCUUGGAAAUAACGGUCGCUGUCGUUUUAUUUGUAAAAUUAUAUGGUUAUUGUCAUCGAUCGUCAUUUGCAAGCUAACUUGACACCAAUUCUUUUCAAUGAUAGGGUGUAUUUUUGUAUUAAUGCAUAUAGUAAUGAUUUUGUAUAUACCUAGGCACUUUUUUACAAUUUUGUAAUUAGGAUAUAAGAAGCGAGAUCUUGAAUUUACUAGAAUAUAAAAAUCUUGACACUAACUGCAAAAUAAGUUGUAAA